AUGAUAUUUCCUGGAGGUCUCGCCACUGCAGAAUUACAACAAGCAGCUACCGAAAGAGUGAAGAGAGAUGUUGGAAAGUUUGUAAUAUUUGGACUUCUAGUGGAGGCUGGUAAGCUGGUGUUUUGUUUGGCCCUUGUAUUCAUUAGGGAUGUGCAUUUGAUCACUAUACGUCCAUUAUUUGUUUCAGUAGCCUAUGGAGCUAGUUAUCUGAGUAUCGAAGGCUUUCUGACUUGA
Angiostrongylus costaricensis is the source of this 234-nucleotide messenger RNA. NCBI's taxonomy places the organism in Eukaryota, Metazoa, Nematoda, Chromadorea, Rhabditida, Metastrongylidae. The record is from the annotation of a GenBank genome assembly.